Helobdella robusta is the source of this 1499-nucleotide messenger RNA. RefSeq lists its product as hypothetical. NCBI's taxonomy places the organism in Eukaryota, Metazoa, Annelida, Clitellata, Rhynchobdellida, Glossiphoniidae. The transcript is spliced from 6 exons. Bases 81 to 1499 code for a protein of 472 amino acids. The record is from RefSeq and is a predicted model, not a curated record.
AAAAACUGACCAUUUCCUGUCGAGUUCAACUGGACAUUUUCGACCCAAUCAACGUAGAAUUUUCCGACUUUUCCUCAACAAUGGUAAACCAAAAUGCCGAAGACAAAAUGGCGGACAAGAUGGCUGCUGGCACUAGCCGGAAGUUGAUAUCCGUAAAUGGGGAUAAAAUUAUGAAGGGGCGAGAUUUGUACGUUGAUUUUCAUCACGAUAUAUCGAGGAAGACGGCAAACGUUAAUCUAAUAUUUGCAAAGAUUAAAGCAAGCGAUAGUGGAUUAUUUUAUUGCUACAACGAGGCAAGCGCUGAACAGCAAGGAAUUCUAAACCUAACCGUUUUUGUGCCAGUAAGAGAAGUACACCUCGCUACGUUAAACGUUAAAAGUCUGGAGAGCAUUCAGAAACGAAUCAACAAAUCGAAGAAUGAAGUCACUGAUAACGACGACGACAACGAUGAUGAUGGCGACAGUCAAGCUAGCGACAACCAAGAUGGUGGUGGCGAUGAUGACGACAACGAUGAUGAUAGUUAUAAUGAGGGUGACGACGACGACGAUAAUGAUGACAAAAAAAUGAUGAAACCAAAACCACAAAAACCUGGAAAACCUCGAGCUAAAACGACGGUUACGACGCAGUUUUUCUCCAGCAUCAACCGGCUGAGCCCGGGUUCGGAAGCAAACUUAGCCGACAUGAACAACAGCGAUGUACUCGUUUGUUACGCUACCGGCAGGUCGGAUAAUUUCAAACUCAAUAUCGCCCUCAACGGUGCACCUAUCGAUUCCAAAAUACACCAAAUCGAAUUAUUAGAAUACUUCAAACCGGAUGUUGACAGCGACGAUGACGUCAUUAAAAAAGUUGCCAAAAAUGGCGAUGCCAAUGACGAUGGUAAAGAUAGUAGCGAUGCUGCUGAUGACGACGACGACGACGAUGAGGAUGUCUGGAAGGCCUUGGUGGUUAAGAAGGUGGACCACACGUUUGAUGGUGGUCGGGUGUCGUGUGUAGCCACUGUCGCUAGCUUUCAGACGAUCAACGCCACCAACGAACUCAACGUACAAUACAUUCCAAAAAUAGACUGCCCUCAACUGGAACCGGAAGUAACUCUGGGAAAACCCAAACAGGUCACGUGCAAAGUGAAGGCCAAUCCGCCAGCUGAAAUAAUUUUGGCGGGAAUGGAGAGCAAAAAGAAUGAUGGCGUAACAUUGACAAGGACUCCGAUUGGCAAAAACGAGGUCGAGAUCAUGAUAUCGAUACCGGAAGUGAAGCAGAAGCAUCUUGUGACGUCAUUCAACAUCGUGGCCAGCAACUUUCUAGGGUCCAACAACAGCACAUCCCUGAAGUUUACUACGUCAUCGUCAUCGUCAUCAUCAUCGUCGUUUUCAUCUUCAUUGCAGGUUGAUAGUCAACAUCCAGCUAAUAACUCAGGUACAUCACUGGUUUUCAGUCUGAACAUAAAUCUCCUUUUAGCGUCAGUCGCCAGUUACGUCAUCCUAAUUACCAAAAACCACUAA